CGUUUACAACAUUAAGGUUUGGAGUGUCGCUGGUCUGGGCUAUUAGAACCUUCUUAGAACCUAGUCCGAUGCCAAACUACAAAGGUCUAGCCGUAAGCCCGGACAACCGACGAUUCGCGUGCUCUCAAACUUUUUUCUUGACCAAAAGUCGAGACACAUACUUUCACCGCUGGAACGAGAGGGAAAAUUGUUAACAAUGUCGAUCAGCCUCUCCUUACCAGCCCUCAUCCAUGAGGAGACAGGCGUUGUUGAACAAAAAGUGAUUCAUACUCUCGAAGGUCUUCUUCAUAGCUUCGAUGCGGAUUAUAUUCGAGUAGCCGCGGAGGAAAUUGACGAGCUUAAUCCUGCGAGGCACUCAAAGAAGGCACAUAAAGAAGUCCAGGAGGACGAACUUGAGGAAUUUCUCUGGCUGGUGUGGGAUGCCUUUAUCCGCCUUGCCCGGCAAGUUCCCCACGCUCACCCCUUUCAAGACCGCAUGGUAGACCUUGUGGAGGCUCUUACACUCUUGCCUCCGUUGAGCGUUGAGGUUUGGCAGUCGACCAUCCGUCUCUGGGCGGAUCUCCCUUUGCUCGGUCCCAGCAUGAGAGAAGCAUGGGUUGCACCCCCAUCCACUGAGGGCCCCAUUGAAAGCCACGAGGCAGAGGAGUGGAUUAAUUUGAAUGCGUUCGCCGCACGACUUCUUAGGCUCGACGCGAUAUCAUGGACCGUCUUUGGUAUAUGGGAACUCCGGGAAGCCCUUGAAGAGCCAUCUGAGAUUCCCGGGAGCGGAUUUCAUGUCAUAGCGGCAGCAGAAUGGAUCAAGCACAGUGGUGUAUUCCUCUACGGGGCAGCGAUUAAUGGGACAGAAGGCCAUGAGGAACGCCUCUCGGCUGCAACAGGAUCUUUAUAUCAUGGUUCCAAUGUGGUGUGCCUUAAAAGGUGGGAAUUUUGGAAGUGUCGCUUUGGUUAUAUCGGCGAAAAAGCUGGCGAUUGUACCAAACAAGUUGCUCUGAGAGCUAGAAGAGAGAUGGAAUUGAUAGAGCAAGAAUGUACAAGUUAA
Aspergillus caelatus is the source of this 1039-nucleotide messenger RNA. Its product is annotated as DUF3632 domain-containing protein. Lineage: Eukaryota; Fungi; Ascomycota; Eurotiomycetes; Eurotiales; Aspergillaceae. The record is from RefSeq and is a predicted model, not a curated record. Bases 197 to 1039 code for a protein of 280 amino acids. The transcript has 3 exons.